This is a messenger RNA of Eurytemora carolleeae, 626 nucleotides long. It is a transcript of the gene Sf3b6, whose product is annotated as splicing factor 3B subunit 6. The record is from RefSeq and is a predicted model, not a curated record. The coding region runs from base 19 to 393 and encodes 124 amino acids. Lineage: Eukaryota; Metazoa; Arthropoda; Copepoda; Calanoida; Temoridae. Gene Ontology annotation, molecular function: mRNA binding. Gene Ontology annotation, cellular component: ribonucleoprotein complex; cytoplasm; nucleus. The transcript is spliced from 4 exons.
AUUACUAGUUAAUCCAAGAUGGCGAUGAACAAAGCACGUGCUAAUGUUCGACUUCCGCCAGAAGUCAACAGAGUUCUCUAUGUCAGGAAUUUACCGUACAAGAUCACAGCUGAGGAGAUGUACGACAUAUUUGGUAAAUACGGAGCUAUCAGACAAAUUAGGGUUGGAAACACGACGGAGACGCGAGGAACUGCGUUUGUUAUUUACGAAGAUAUUUUUGACGCAAAGAAUGCGUGUGAUCAUCUGUCUGGGUUCAACGUUUGUAACAGAUAUCUAGUAGUGCUGUACUACCAGGCUAAUAAAGCUUUUGAGAAGUUGAAUACGGCCAAGAAGGAAGACGAUCUCCAGAAAAUGAAGGAAAAAUACGACCUCAAAACCCCUGGCAGGGUUUAGGGACCGAAAAACUCAGACCAAAACGUUACAAAAUUGUGUAAACAACUUAAAUUUGUUUCCUUCGAUAAUUGCGCAUUUUUGCUCAAAUACAGAAAACAAUUUUUUUCAAUACAAACAAACAAUUAAAUAAGAUAAAUCAUCAAAAAAGUCUGCGCAUUAAAUAUUAUUGCAUUUCUGUUUAUUAUAAAGUUGUGUUUUUGUACGAUUGAAUGAUUGUAUCUCUUAAUUUCAGA